Messenger RNA from Gossypium raimondii (Peruvian cotton), 2452 nucleotides. Its product is annotated as neutral/alkaline invertase 3, chloroplastic. Gene Ontology annotation, biological process: sucrose catabolic process. The record is from RefSeq and is a predicted model, not a curated record. Lineage: Eukaryota; Viridiplantae; Streptophyta; Magnoliopsida; Malvales; Malvaceae. The transcript has 7 exons. Bases 218 to 2170 code for a protein of 650 amino acids. Gene Ontology annotation, molecular function: sucrose alpha-glucosidase activity; endo-alpha-N-acetylgalactosaminidase activity. Gene Ontology annotation, cellular component: chloroplast.
GAAACAUUUCCCCAUUUUUAUUUUAUUUGUAUUGUUUACUUAUUUUCGUUUUAUUUCAAAACUAACUGUCUCGGAUAUCUUUCGUCUCGUUUAUGAAACAGAGUAACAGACCCACUAAGGUUUCAGUAUCUUGAAGUGAAGUGAAGCUUUUGGAUUUGUUUGAUUAGAAGGAGCUCAAUUUUAAUUAGGUGCCUUUAAUUUGAUUAGCAUCGUGUCAAUGGGAACUUCGGAGGCUGUUCUGCACGUUUUAUCGGGGGCUGUCCCUCAGUUUUUAAGUAGUGAUAUGUGUUCUAGCAAUUCGGAUUUAGUUUUCUAUUCUAAAUGCCACAUUAAGUCUGUGAAGAAAAAAGGGUCAAGGCGUUUGCCGUCCUUGAAGUGUUCGAGUAUGUCGGGAUGUCAAAUAGGAAGCUAUAGGUGUAAGCGACUAGGUGGUGGUUUGCAUGGGAAUACGGCAAUUGACAGAUUGACACUUCUUAGAUGCAAAUGCCAGCAAGCUGAAAGUGUAAGUGGAGUAGAUACAGGCGAAGGAAAUGGGGCGUGGUUUGUGGAUAAUGCAAAGAAAUUGAAUCUUAAUGGUUCGAUGAACUCGGAAGACAUUCUGGAGUUCAAGACUGUUGAGCAAUUGAAGAGGGAAAAUGAAGUCUCAAUGUUGAAUGGUAAAGUGGGAACAGGCACAAACACCAUUUUCACGGGUGGUGUAGAUUCUGUCGAGGAUGAAGCAUGGGAGUUACUCCGGGCUUCUAUGGUUUACUAUUGUGGAAGUCCUGUUGGAACAAUUGCUGCCAAUGAUCCCACAAGUUCCAAUGUAUUGAAUUACGAUCAAGUCUUUAUUCGUGAUUUCAUACCUUCUGGCAUUGCUUUCCUGUUAAAAGGAGAGUAUGACAUUGUCCGGAAUUUCAUACUUCAUACUCUUCAGUUACAGAGUUGGGAGAAAACAAUGGACUGUCAUAGCCCUGGUCAGGGAUUGAUGCCUGCUAGUUUUAAAGUGCGCACAGUUCCUCUCGAUGGUGAUGAUUCAGCAACGGAGGAGGUAUUGGAUCCCGACUUUGGAGAGGCAGCUAUUGGCCGUGUUGCUCCUGUUGAUUCUGGAUUGUGGUGGAUUAUAUUAUUACGGGCAUAUGGUAAAUGUUCAGAUGACCUUUCAGUUCAGGAGAGAGUUGACGUCCAAACUGGAAUCAAGAUGAUCCUGCGGCUAUGUCUUGCUGAUGGUUUCGAUAUGUUUCCUACAUUAUUGGUUACUGAUGGUUCUUGUAUGAUAGAUCGCCGCAUGGGAAUUCAUGGACACCCUCUGGAAAUUCAGGCACUUUUCUAUUCAGCAUUGUUAUGUGCACGUGAAAUGCUUACUCCGGGGGAUGGAUCAGCUGAUCUUAUUCGAGCAUUGAAUAACCGUCUGGUUGCUCUGUCGUUUCAUAUUCGGGAAUAUUAUUGGAUUGAUAUGAGAAAACUUAAUGAAAUUUACCGUUACAAGACUGAAGAGUAUUCAUAUGAUGCAGUUAAUAAGUUCAACAUUUAUCCCGAUCAAAUCUCUCCUUGGUUGGUGGAAUGGAUGCCUAAUAAAGGAGGCUACCUGAUUGGGAAUUUACAACCAGCACAUAUGGAUUUUCGAUUCUUUUCUCUAGGAAAUUUGUGGGCCGUUGUGAGUGGUCUUGCAACGAUUGAUCAGUCUCAUGCUAUAUUGGAUCUCAUUGAAGCUAAGUGGGCAGAUUUGGUGGCAGAAAUGCCAUUUAAGAUAUGUUACCCGGCUCUUGAAGGUCAGGAGUGGCAGAUCAUAACUGGCUGUGAUCCGAAGAACACGCCUUGGUCUUACCACAAUGCUGGUUCCUGGCCAACUCUACUCUGGCAGCUCACUGUCGCAUGCAUGAAGAUGAAUAGACCGGAACUUGCUGCAAAAGCUGUUUCAGUUGCUGAGAAACGCAUAUCCAAGGACAAAUGGCCCGAGUACUAUGAUACUAAAAAGGCAAGGUUCAUUGGAAAACAAUCGCGACUGUUCCAAACCUGGUCUAUUGCAGGAUUUCUUGUGGCAAAACUUCUACUUGCAGACCCAAAUGCAGCGAAAAUUUUGACAACCGAAGAGGAUACUGAGCUUGUCAAUGCCUUCUCCUGCAUGAUCAGUGCCAACCCGAGAAGAAAACGUGGUCCCAAGAGAUCGAAACAGACAUACAUCGUGUGAGGUAACUAAAUCGUGUGCAUAACUGAUUUAUGGUUACAUUUUAUCAUCUCUAACGGCCAUAAUUUGGAAUUGGCUAUUAAAGUUUGAAAUGAAUAUCAUUUACCUUUUAUUUAUUCAAAUAGGUACAACUACUGGAUUUGCAUAUCGUAAUACUUAUGUAAAGAUUGUUCCUCUGACUUAGGUUAAUAGGUAGUACUUGAUUGUAUUGUAAUACUCCUACGAAUGAUCGGAACUGUUCAUUUGUAAAACCGUUGCAUACAUAUAUAGUGAAUUUCUUUAAAA